GAAUGCCAACAACAAGGAAACAGAAGGUUAUGACUCAAUCAGUGAAGUCAAUCCAAAGUAUAAAUUAGCUGAUAGCAAGUGCACAUACCUGUACACUUGUAUUCUCUGACACGGGCUGAGCGUUACUGGAAGCAAUGGCUCUUGGGACAAGUGUGUGCUUUGUGAUGCUGCUGAGUCUGGUUGUUAAAGAGUCACAUGCACAACUGAAUGUGUGUGGUCAGGCUCCUCUUAACACCAGGAUAGUGGGGGGAGAGAACGCACCCCCGGGCAAUUGGCCCUGGCAGGCUAAUCUGCUGCAGACUUUUCAGACAUAUCAGAUCAUGUGUGGAGGAUCCCUCAUCAACAGUAAGUGGGUGCUCUCUGCUGCCCACUGCUUCUCCAGCACAGAUACAGCCAACUGGAAUGUUUAUCUGGGGCGUCAGCAGCUAUAUGGUACAAACCCAAAUCAACAAGUCAAAACCCUCAGUAGAAUCAUUAUUCAUCCACUAUACAGCAAUAAAACAUUUGACAAUGACCUCGCUCUGCUGGAACUCAGCACGACUGUGACCUUCACCAACUAUGUCCAGCCUGUCUGCCUGGCAGCCAGCAGCAGCACCUUCUACAAUGGCACUGAGACCUGGGUCACAGGCUGGGGAGAUGUUAACUAUACUGUGUUCCUCCCCUCACCUGGCACCCUACAGGAAGUACAGAUACCAAUAGUUGGAAACAAUAUGUGUAAUUGCCUGAAUGGGAAGGGCAUCAUCACAGCCAACAUGAUCUGUGCUGGUCUGCUAGCAGGAGGAAAGGACUCAUGUCAGGGAGAUUCAGGAGGCCCCCUGGUGGUCAAACAGGGGUCUGUUUGGAUCCAGGCUGGGAUUGUGAGUUUUGGCUAUAAAUGCGCCCCGCCCAAACACCCUGGGGUCUACACCAGAGUGUCUCGUUAUCAGACCUGGAUCAAUUCCAUCAUCACCAACAACCAACCAGGAUUUGUGACAUUUACUUCCAGUGGGUUGGACAGUGACAACAGCACCUCCUGCAGUUCGUCACCGUCCAUUGCCAUAACUCCAAGCACUCCCACCACCACAACCACCACUGCCAAGCCGGAUGUAUGUGGUCUCGCCCCACUGAACAAUGGCGGGAGCAGUGGGUCCGUAGCAGCAGGGAUGUGGCCCUGGCAGGUCAGCCUGCUGAUUAAUGGAGUCCAAGUCUGUGGCGGCACUCUCAUCUCACAGAGAUACGUCAUGAGUGCAGCCCAGUGCUUCAACAGCUCAGUGACCAACAUCAGCCAGUGGACAGUGGUUCUGGGUAUGAAUGUGUCACUUGGGGUGACUAACAUCAGCCUGAGCAGCCUGACAGGCGCUAACAUCGCUUUGCUCCGCCUGGCCACAAGUGUGACCCUGACCAACUACAUCCAGCCUGUGUGCCUGGACUUGAGCAAUACCGUAUUCACCAGUGGGGCAAAGUGCUGGGUGACAGGAUCAAGCAGUGUUCAGGGCGGAGGCCAAAGUCUUCAGCAGCAGGAGACGGCAGUGGAAAACUGUGCAACCACCUCUACUAACCAAAUCUGCACUGCAGCUCUAAGCUCACUGACGGGGUACGCAGGGGGGCCUUUGGUUUCAAAGAGCAGAGGAUCAUGGUUCCAGGGUGCAGUGAUAAUGACAGGUACCUCCAGCACACGUGCGGCAUCGCAGCAGGUCUUUACCACGAUGUCUGCGUUCCGCACUUUCAUUGAAGAUGUAGUGGGCCUGUUGCCACAGCCCAGCAGAGCAGGACAGCACUUCUCUGCCCUCCUCAGCCUCACCCUCCCCCUCCUCUCCCUCUCAUUGAUGUCACUCUGUGGCCACUGACAUCCUCAACUGUUUUAAUCAGCACUGUUUCUGUAACAUUAAAAUAAAAUUACAGGCUUAAUCUAACAGUUUAGUUUCUAAAAGUACCUUGUGGUCUUGUUUAUUCUUUUGAAAAUUUAAAAGUAAAUUUAAAUGAAAAAAUAUUUGUUAAUAAUCAAGACAAACCUGGCUAUAAUAAAGGCAUUAACACAUUACGGUCACAUUCAUACAGUAGUUAGAUUUAACUCAUUGUAAUUGAAAGUGCAAAAUUCCGUUUCUGUCAUUACCUUACUACUAUUGACUUUUAGCUUAUGAAAUUAAGACAUGUGAAAGAAAUAUUUAUAUGAUUUAUAAUGCAUUGUCUUUACCUCUGCUUCAUGUUCAAUCAUGUAUAAUCACAUAUAUAAUAAGGUAAUACUUUAUAUAUCAAUUAAAUAUUGAUUUCAAAUGAUUAUAUGCUAUAUUCUGAUUUUCAUUAAUCAUUAAUCAGCACCAUUUCUGUAACAUAAAAACAAAUUUACAGGCUGAUUGACAAAAAGCAGCUCAGUCUAACAGUCGAGUUUCAUUUACACUUUUAAAACUUUAAAAGUUACUGUUUGUAUUAAAAAUAUUAAUAAUGAAGAUAAACCUGGCUGUACUGAAGGUACUAACGCUUUAGGGUAACAUUCAUAGUCAGAUUUAUAACUGGAUAUUUAAUUGCACAGAAACUAUCUGCAAAAUUUUGCUUCUGUCAUUAUCUUACUACCAUUGACUUUCAGUUUAUGAAAUGUAAGACAUCUGAAAGAAAUAUUACCCCUACUUCAUGUUCAAUCAUGUAUAAUCAAAUAUACAAUAAGGUAAUACUUUAUACAUCAAUUAAAAACUGAUUUCAA
This is a messenger RNA of Paramormyrops kingsleyae, 2677 nucleotides long. RefSeq names its product transmembrane protease serine 9-like. Lineage: Eukaryota; Metazoa; Chordata; Actinopteri; Osteoglossiformes; Mormyridae. Gene Ontology annotation, molecular function: serine-type endopeptidase activity. Gene Ontology annotation, biological process: proteolysis. The record is from RefSeq and is a predicted model, not a curated record.